AUGGGACAUAUUCUUCUUGCUGCCGAUUAUCCUAAUUUAAUUGAACUUAAACUCUUUAAUUUUAACGGUAAAAUUGUUUCACGUUGUUUUACAGAUGAAUCAUCAUAUCGACGUAUUUUGCAACGACAAAUUACAGAUCUUAUUAUUGUAUUCGAAAGAGAUUUUAAUGACAUAUCAGUGAAAGAUUAUACAACAGAUGUGUAUGGAUAUAUUUUGAAAUUCUUCGAAAAUCUAAAACAUUUAUCUAUUAUCGGAUCAUAUACCCAAUAUUUUCCACCUUUGGUACUUCGUAAUUUACCUUUAACUACCUUCUUCUCUUCAACUCUUAACAAGUUAUGUAUUCGUGUGAGAAGUUUUGAAGAUUGUCUUGCUUUACUUGAUGAUCGUCUUAAAAAAACUAACAACCUUGAUUGUUUAUAUUAUUAA
Molecule: messenger RNA, 426 nt
Organism: Rotaria sp. Silwood2
Lineage: Eukaryota; Metazoa; Rotifera; Eurotatoria; Philodinida; Philodinidae
Source: the annotation of a GenBank genome assembly